Cydia splendana is the source of this 3043-nucleotide messenger RNA. It is a transcript of the gene Got1, whose product is annotated as aspartate aminotransferase, cytoplasmic. Gene Ontology annotation, molecular function: L-aspartate:2-oxoglutarate transaminase activity; pyridoxal phosphate binding. Gene Ontology annotation, biological process: L-aspartate biosynthetic process. Gene Ontology annotation, cellular component: cytosol. NCBI's taxonomy places the organism in Eukaryota, Metazoa, Arthropoda, Insecta, Lepidoptera, Tortricidae. Bases 123 to 1352 code for a protein of 409 amino acids. The transcript is spliced from 9 exons. The record is from RefSeq and is a predicted model, not a curated record.
AGAAUUACACAAUUUUGCAAUAUAUGCUUUGAAACAGACAGUAUCCUGCUUCGGUUUUGUAUCACCGGAGGUCUCAGUGGCUGCGUGUGUGCUAGAUAUAUCUUAAAUAAAAGAUACUAAACAUGACUUCCCGCUUCCAAGUGGUCGAACAGGGACCACCGAUCGAGGUUUUUCAGAAGAAUAAAUUGUUUAUUGAUGACUCGUUUCAAAACAAGGUGAAUCUGACCAUAGGCGCAUAUAGGGAUGAAAAUGGAAAACCAUGGGUACUCCCCGUUGUACGAAAGGUGGAAAAACAGAUGGCAGCUGAUGAGACCCUGUUGCAUGAAUACCUGCCUGUACUUGGUUUGGACCAGUUCUCCAACGCCUCCGUGUCCAUGCUGCUGGGCGAAGACAACCCUGUGAUUGCGAGUGGACGCGCUUUCGGCGUGCAAGUGCUGUCUGGCACCGGCGGGCUGCGCGUGGGCGCCGAGUUCCUGCGCCGCCACCUCAACUACAACACCUUCUACUACUCGCAGCCCACUUGGGAGAACCACCACCUGGUGUUCGUGCGCGCCGGGUUCGAGAACCCGCGCACGUACCGGUACUGGAACGCGAAGACGCGCACCAUCGACUUCGACGGCAUGGUGGAGGACCUGCGCGCGGCGCCCGAGAACUCGGUCGUGCUGCUGCACGCCUGCGCGCACAACCCCACCGGCAUCGACCCCACGCACGAGCAGUGGGAGAAGAUCGCCGACGUCUGCGAGGAGCGCAAGCUGUUCCCGUUCUUCGACAGCGCGUACCAGGGCUUCGCGUCGGGCGACCUUGACCGCGACGCGUGGGCCGUGCGCUACUUCGUGCAGCGCGGAUUCGAGCUCGUCUGCGCGCAGUCCUACGCCAAGAACUUCGGCCUCUAUAACGAGCGCGUGGGCAACCUGGCGGUGGUGGUGGCAGACGCAGCGCUGGCGCCCGCCAUGAAGUCGCAGCUCACGUGGGUGGUGCGCGCCGGCUACUCCAACCCGCCCGCGCACGGCGCGCGCAUCGUCGCCACCGUGCUCAGCGACAAGCAGCUCUUCGAUCAAUGGAGGGAACACAUAAAGAUGAUGUCGUCGAGAGUUAUCCAGAUGAGAGAAGCCCUGCGAGCCGAGCUCAUCAAGCUGGGCACGCCGGGCACCUGGGACCACAUCGUGAAGCAGAUCGGGCUGUUCUCGUACACGGGCCUGACGCCGCGGCAGGUGCAGCACCUCAUCGAGCAGUACCACAUCUACCUGCUCAACUCGGGCCGCAUCAACAUCUGCGGCCUCAACCCCGGCAACGUGCGCUACGUGGCCGAGGCCAUCCACGACGCCGUCGUCAAGUUCCCCGGCGACGAGUAAAUAUACACCUGCUUGUUACCGGUGGUGGUGGCGGGGCGGGGGCGCGCGACGAACAAACUACACAACAAACCAAUGCGUACAUUUCUUAUGCCGUCAAUUUUAAAUAAGCUGUCUACGCCUUUCUUAAGCUAUUUCAUGUUCUGCUGUAAGGUUGACGAAAUAAAAAGUGAGCCGACCUAUCGAACAAGUUUUAACAAGAUCGGCUCACUAUAUAUUUCAUCGACUUUACCUAUAGGUACAGCAUACUUUAAUUAAACACCGUGGAGUCACUGUGCGCCGUGUGUCGCAGGCGUAGGCAGCUGUUAACUAUGCGGUCUCUCUACUCAAACUAUGCUAAACUUCAGCUCUUUCGAUUACAAAGAAAAACUCUUCUGAAGUACCGACCUGUAAUUUAAAAUUAUGAAAAAAAGAGUAUUCCUUGUAUAAACUGUAUGUAUAUGUCUGUUGUUGAUAUGUUUAUGGGUCUCCUGUGUAGAGAACCUCUUUAUGGAAUUACUUAAUCGUGCAAUAUUUUACCCCUUUUAUUUGCCUGACAAUAAUAAACAGCGCAUAAUAUUAUAUUGAAACUGUAAAAAAUACAUUAAAAUGAAAUUAAGUAGGUUGUAACCUAUGUUAAGUUUUACAAUAUACAUUCAGAAGUGUUGUCUAGAUCAAAACCAUAUAGUUACAUGGUAAAACAUUGGAACGUUAUACAAUGAAAUUUUUAUCAUUUAUCGAUAUUCUUGUUAUUUUUUGGCGUGGCGAUUAGAGUUACAGGACUAUUCAAGCAAUAUUAGCAUAAGUUGUUGUCGAAAAUGAACUAUCGAUAUCGUCGAGUUGACACUUCCAUGUUAAAAUACUUUUGUUUUUAAUUGUAAUCGCAGGUGAUUGUAAGGAGCAUGCGAUUAGGUUAUGUUCCGUAGGCGUGAUCCGCCAUCAGCAGCUCGUUGAACGCAGUAGGUACAUCACAUUACCUAACAGGCGAAUUCUGAUCAUAAUAGAUUACGAUCGCACUCUAGUGGUUUGUAAUAGCAGCUAACGGCUACAUAGCUAACUAAGACAUAGACAAUACCGCAUUACUCAUUCAGCUUACCAGUAUUAAACGCUUUUAUUGUAGCUAAAUAUGUACUAGCGAAGUACAUACCGACGUUCUCAGUGUUUCCAGUGAAACAAAGUAAACAUGACGAACGAAACUGCACAUGUUAAAUUAGUAUACCAUAUAAGUAUAAACAUUAAGAGAUUAUCCGAGCAAAUUUUUACGUUUUGGUAUCCUCAGCUUAGCAAAAGGCAAUAUUUAGUUAGUCGUGGUUUUGCAUUCACUCUACGUACGUUAUCUGGUUGACCAGCCGCGACGCAGGCGCUGCGCCAAGGAUGCUUGUGGUUAUGGUCUUUCUUGUACAGUUAGAAAUAAGCUGGUGGGCGAGGUGUCCAAUAUGAACUGAGCAAAGCUGUAUUGUUAAAAGAAUAAGAGUGGGUGCAGGUCUUUUUAAACACCUUGCCCGCGUAUCUACUUUUGCAGCUGACUGUAACUGAUUUCGACGAUUACAGCAAUUUUCCUUUCCUACCAUUUGUUAAAAUAUUGAAAUUAUAUCUAUGUUGUUACUUAUGUGCUACACAAUUAUAGCUGUCAUUUUUGAUGUUUUAUCGAUUUGUAUAAACAAUAUAUUGUCAUAAUUGUUUUGUUAAUAAAACAAAUAAGUACUCAAAUCAAA